AUGCUGCUGCUGCUGGGUGUCCAUGGCCCGUACCCCCAAGCUGCCACUGCAGCAGUAAGAGUGGCAGCCGGAGGCUCCGUCUAUGCUGUGCCACCUGGCUUGGGCCGGGGAGGCUUAGCCAGAGACUUUUGCUGCAUCUCAGCACCUUGGAGAACAGAGCAGGAGUGUCAUCACAUUAGAGGGACCAUGUUGCGUCGCAAACCCUCCAACGCCAGUGACAAGGAGCCCACUCAGAAGAAAAAGCUCUCACUUCAGCGCUCCAGCAGCUUCAAGGAUUUUGCCAAAUCCAAGCCCAGCUCCCCUGUGGUGAGCGAGAAAGAAUUUAACCUGGAUGAUAAUAUUCCAGAAGAUGAUGCGGGUGUUGUUACCCCUGAGGAUUCUGGGAAGAGUGGCAAAAAGUUGGGAAAGAAAUGGAGAGCAGUCAUUUCCCGAACCAUGAACAGGAAGAUGGGCAAGAUGAUGGUGAAGGCCCUGUCAGAGGAGAUGGGAGACACACUGGAGGAAGGCUCAGCUUCCCCAACAUCUCCAGACUGCAGCCUGGACAGCCCCGGUCCUGAGAAGAUGGCCCUGGCAUUUUCUGAGCAGGAGGAACGUGAACUGCCAGCACUCAGCCGCCAGCCAUCAACAGGCAGUGAACUCUGUAGCCCUGGGCCCAGCUCUGGAAGCUUCAUGGAGGAGGCAUCUGCUCCCCAGUACACAGGGCCCUUCUGUGGGCGUGCUCGAGUCCACACUGACUUCACACCCAGCCCCUAUGACCACGACUCACUGAAACUGCAGAAAGGAGAUGUGAUCCAGAUCAUUGAAAAGCCACCUGUGGGCACUUGGCUGGGCCUGCUCAAUGGCAAGCUGGGCUCUUUCAAAUUCAUCUAUGUGGAUGUGCUACCAGAGGAGGCUGUGGGGCCUGUGCGCCCCAGCCGCCGACAGAGCAAAGGCAAGCGGCCCAAGCCCAAGACUCUGCAUGAACUGCUGGAGCGCAUUGGCCUGGAGGAACACACAUCCACCCUCCUACUCAAUGGCUACCAGACCCUGGAAGACUUCAAAGAGCUGCGGGAAACACACCUCAAUGAACUGAACAUUAUGGACCCACAGCACCGGGCCAAGCUGCUCACGGCUGCCGAGCUGCUGCUGGACUAUGACACAGCUGGCAGUGAAGAGGCCGAAGAAGGUGCCGAGAGCAGCCAGGAGCCUGUGGUGCACACAGUGUCAGAACCCAAGGUGGACAUCCCACGCGACUCUGGUUGCUUCGAGGGCUCAGAGAGUGGGCGUGAUGAGGCAGAGCUGACAGGCACAGAGGAGCAGCUGCAGGGUCUCUCCCUGACCGGGGCACCUUGAAGUGAAGAUGGCAUAGGCCGAGGCUGAGCCCUAGCUGCAGAGACUGCAGGGAUGGGUGUGGCCUCCCAUAAUGGCUCAGGACCAGAGGACUGGUGCAGAAUCUGGCCCUGCUUCCCCAGGGAUGUUUAUGGCUGAAGGCCCUGCCAGGAUGCUACAGGUUCAGAUAGAGGGAAUAAAGGACUGCCAAAAGGCAUAUGCUGCCCUUUGGACCCUCUCCCUCCACCAGUGACUGACAGAAUGGCCCCUUCUGGCACCUCCCAUUCUCCCACUAUGGCCAUACAAGUUGGGCACCAAGGGACCUACCUAGUCAUGCCUCGCAACCACGGCCCCACUAAACCUUCUUACCGUCACACCACUGUCACACUGCUUCUAAGAAGGACACCAAACCACCGUUUCAAGCCAGUCUUUAAAUCCCUGGGGAAGCUAGCUGUUUCUAAGGCUCUCAGUUGGACAUAGGUGAGUCCAGAAUUCCGUCAGUGAGGUGGGAAGGAAGCUGCACCUAUUGUCCCCACUAUUCUUUCAACGUUUUAGAGGUCUGACCAGUAAGUCACCAUGAGAUCUGCACUAUAUGUCUGCCCUUCUUUUGGCUUCAGUCUGGUAAAGGACUAGAAUGAGCAGUUAUUGAGGGCCCCACUGUGCAGCUGACAUUCUGCACCAUUAAAUAUGUGCUCUCCAGGCUGUCUGCCACCCAGGACACCAGUGGGCUUCUUGAAGAUGCUGGAAGGACCUAGGAUUUCCAAUGAAAUAGCGCUUCCUUCUCAUCCAUUUCAGACCUUCCCAUGUGACUCAAACUGAAUGACACCUUUUCCCAGCUUAAAACAAUGCCCACAUGUCAUAUGAUAAGUGUCCCCACAUGUUCCUUGGACCCUUCAAAUGCGAUUUCUCACAGGCUGAUUGAAGAUGGCUACAGCUGCCUUCCAAUAACACAACUGCCUCCUGCAAGCCAGGUGCAGGUAUGGGCCCAGGCCUAUUCAUUUAUGUGGAUUUUCAUAAGCAAGGGAAGCCUUUUGCUUGACAUUGGAGGCUCCACUGUACCUAACAUUGCUCUGCUAAAGGGUUUAGUGCCCUAGCUCCAAGGGGUCAAGAGAUCAUCACAUCUAUUACUGGGGUACCCUUGAGUUCAGUAGCAAGAGCAUCCCUUCAUGAUGCAGAAGCAACUGUGCCCAUCACAGGUAGGACUACUUGCUUAGUAAGUGGACAUGCUUCUGAUCUACUACUAAGUACUUUCCUAAAAUCUAAUUUGAGUGAAGGAGUUGAAUGUAAAUAAGGGAUAGCAGGCAGACAAAUUAGUAGCAAUAAAUAUAAAUAGAACUUAAUUACUGUCUCCUGUU
Molecule: messenger RNA, 2663 nt
Organism: Acomys russatus (golden spiny mouse)
Lineage: Eukaryota; Metazoa; Chordata; Mammalia; Rodentia; Muridae
Gene: Sash3
Product: SAM and SH3 domain containing 3
Exons: 8
Coding region: 1-1332 (443 amino acids)
Biological process (GO): positive regulation of B cell proliferation; positive regulation of immunoglobulin production; positive regulation of adaptive immune response
Cellular component (GO): nucleus; cytoplasm
Molecular function (GO): protein binding
Source: RefSeq, a predicted model, not a curated record